Molecule: messenger RNA, 2240 nt
Organism: Homarus americanus (American lobster)
Lineage: Eukaryota; Metazoa; Arthropoda; Malacostraca; Decapoda; Nephropidae
Gene: nSMase
Product: putative neutral sphingomyelinase
Exons: 9
Coding region: 136-1527 (463 amino acids)
Cellular component (GO): cytoplasm
Molecular function (GO): sphingomyelin phosphodiesterase activity
Source: RefSeq, a predicted model, not a curated record
GUCAAACUGGCUAGGGAGGUGGAGGGACGCUAGGGGUGUUCUGCCUCUAAUUUUUCCCUUAAUAUCAUCACUACGGUCCCCCUUAAACACCAAUUAUCAUCUACAACUACAGUUUAAUACCGGUAACAGGAGCAGAUGACCGUACCAGAACAUGCCCAAAAGGACAACACAAUGGCCGUCGAGAUCAAGGUUUUGACCCUAAAUGUUUGGGGCAUACCUGGUGUAUCGAAGGACAGAGAGGUUCGCAUAGAAGCCAUUGCGAACCAGCUCGUGACGGGACCAGAUGAAUUCGAUUUUGUUUUUCUUCAAGAAGUUUGGUGUGAGGCGGACUACUUUUUACUGGCCUCGAAGGUCAACAAAGUACUGCCCUUCAGACACUACUUCGCCAGCGGUGUCAUAGGGUCGGGGAUGUGCAUCUUCUCCCGCUCGCCACUCACCGAGGUCUAUUUCCACAAGUUCACGCUCAACGGCUUCCCCCACAAGAUCACCCACGCUGACUGGUGGGGCGGCAAAGGAAUGGCUGUGUGCAAGAGUACCCGGCAUGGCAUACCCUUCGUCCUGGCCACCACCCAUCUUCUAGGAGUGUACCACAAUACCUGUAAAGGUCUCACAGCGCAUCUAUGUAAAUGUUCAAGAGGAAUGCAGAAUGAUGAGGAGCGCCCCAUAGUAAACAAAUUUCACGCAGAGUACAACAGGAAGAAUGACGAAUACGUGCAUCACCGCGUCGUGCAGGCUUUCGAGACGUCGCAGCUCAUUCGUUUCUGUCAGAAGGCCGGAAGUGUCCUCAUAUUUGCCGGGGACUUCAACUGCACGCCCACGGACUUUGCCUACAGGAUAGUCAAGUUUUACGGCAACCUGGUCGACACUUAUACCGAGAGCCCUGUUAAGACGCCAGGAUCCAACGGGGAAACCAACGAGACGCCGUCAAAUAGCUACACUAACGUUAAGGCGCUUAUAGAUAACCCCAGCGGCAACAGGAUCGACUACGUGUUCUACCAAGCGUCUGCAAGUCACAAGGUUAAAACCAAAGUGUGUGACCAGCCUUGGCCUCAAAAGGUUCCACAAAAGGACUUCAGUUUCUCUGACCACGAGGCUGUCCGCACGAUUCUCACAGUCACCCCGGCCAAAGACGACGAAAACACAGAGACAAUCACCGAAGUCCAGGCGCAGACCGACGCCCUCCUGGAAAGUUCGGCGGUGUGCGAACAGGGGAUGAAGAAGGUGGCUGUCAGUCGCAGGUUUUAUCUCAUGCUGUCGGUCCUCCUGACGGUGUUACAGCUGGGAUACCUGGUCGUGCUGUCGCUGGAUAUCUCCCCUUGGUUACGUGUCGGCCUGGGUAUACUGUCAUUAGUAUCGAUGUCAUUCCUGUUGUAUUUCCUCUUCAUGGGGACGGUGUUUUACCACGUAGAGUUCAACGGCGUGAAAGCAACUAAACUAGCGAUUAAACGUCACCUGGAAAUGUUAACGGAGAAAAACGCCCAGAUUUUCGAAGAGGAGCGGAAAAGGUCGUUAUCCUUAAUUAAGUGACUAAAAGUUUCAGUGUUGGGAGGCGUGAUGACCCCCCCACAGUGAUAUAAUACUGAGCUCAAAAAAAUAGUUGGUUAGUCGUAGUGAAUCAUAGUUAAUAAAUAAAACAAUAAAUCUUCCCCGCAGAUAGCACGCGUGACAAUAAUAUCGUGAUAAGAGUUUGUUUACUCUCUUUCUUUAUCUCGAAUUAUUUUUUGGUCUACGGAACACGGCUGCCCAAGAGUCGCACCCAAUUGGGAUUUUAAUUAAUAUGAGGAAAAAUCAUAACGUCAAAUGUGAUACAAAUAUGAAAUAUAAUGUAAUAAGGAAAAAUUAUAUUAAAUGUACGAUUUUUCGAUCCUCAGCUCCAUAACAACUCUCUAUUGAUCACAAGCUUUAGUAUCACCACGCUACUGACCGAUAAUUCUGACAUUUAUUAGAAUUUUCCGUAUAUAAAUUUUGUCGAUUUUAUUUUUGUAAUACGUUUGUCGUGGAUUAUUAAUUAAAAUACCUCGGUGAUAUACAGGGUAGUUACUAACGCCACAAACGAGGCUAUUUGUUAUUUAGGCCUCCAAGGAUCACCUGAAGACCCCCCCCCUCCCCCGAGCUUAACCAACCUUAAGUUUAACCCCUAAAUGCUCACCUGAAGAUUAGUUCCCUAAAUGCUCACCUGAAGAUUAGUUCCCUAAAUGCUCACCUGAAGAUUAGUUCCCUAAAUGCUCACCUGAAGAUUA